UUUUUUUUUUUUUUUUUUUGGGGCUAUUAUGCACAAAGUAAUUAAGAGAUUUGAUUAUAUUUGCAAUUUUCUCAGUGGAGAUAUAAAAAUAUCCCGUGGAAAAAUCAGCUCCUUAAACCCUUGAUUUAGAAGCGUAGAACCCUGGGUUAUAUCAAACUGACCAAUACGCCGGCGGAAGGCAAGAUAGAGGAUGAUGAUUAUCGGAUGCCGGAGCCGGAUAUUAUUCGGCGAAACGUCGACGCUGCUGAGAAUGCUUUGCACGGUGGUGGAAGAAUCAAAUGCUGCUGCGGUUGACCUUGUGUCGCCACCACGUAUAGAAUCCGCAAAUGAAAAGCGGUUAUACAGAAGGCUGUCGGCGUUGGGAGCCACGGGUGGGACAGUAGCACAAACAUUAAAUCAAUACAUUAGAGAGGGUAAUUUCGUUAAAAAGAUUGAGUUAGAGAGAUGUAUCAGGGAACUCCGCAGGUAUGGCAAGUACCACCACGCUCUUGAGGUAAUGGAAUGGAUGGAUAAGAGGGAUAUCAACUUUUCCAACACCGACUUUGCAGUGCGUUUGGAUCUUAUAUCGAAGGUCCAUGGUGUGGGUGCAGCUGAAGGUUACUUUCAUGACCUUUCUCCACAUUUGCAAAACAGAAAUACUUACGGAGCUCUCCUCAACUGUUACUGUAAGUUAAAAAUGACAGAUAAAGCAUUGGCUCUUUUUAAGGAAAUUGAAGCCAAGAACUUCACCACCACUUUAGCUUUCAACAAUCUAAUGACACUGUAUAUGGGAGUGGACCAGCCUGAAAAAGUCUCUCCUUUAGUGGAAGAGAUGAAGAAAAGGAAAAUCAAUUUAAGCAACUUUACUUAUAACAUCUGGAUGCAUAGCUGUUCGCUUUUAGGAGAUAUUGAGGGGGUAGAGAGGGUUUUUGAGGAAAUAACAAAGGAAAAAAAAGAGACUUGUAACUGGACAACUUACAGUAACAUUGCUGCAGCUUAUGUCAAAGUAGGUAAUCAUGAGAAAGCCUUGUCUGCUCUUAAAAUGCUUGAAAAUGAGAUGGGCCUGGGCCUGGGCCAGCCUUCACGUGAGGCUUACCAUUUUCUUAUAACGUUUUAUGCUGCGCUUAAUAAUCAAGAGGAAGUUCAUCGCAUAUGGAAUGUUCUAAAAUCGUCAUUCGAAACAAUCAGUAACAUGAGUUACCGGAUUAUGCUUCAGGCUCUUUCUAAAGUGGAUGAUCUGGAUGGAUUGAAGAAAUGUUUUGUAGAAUGGGAAUCGAAUUACUCAUAUUAUGAUACGCGUGUGGCUAAUGCUGUUAUAAGUGGUUAUUUAAGACAUGGCAUGGUUGAAGAAGCUGAACUAGUCUUCCAUGGAUCCGUGAAGAAAUCAAAAGGGCCUUUUGUUCAGACUUUGGCAUUGUUCAUGAAGCAUUACAUUGGGAUUCAGCAAAUGGAUCUGGCUUUAAAAUGUAUUGAAACAGCUGCAACACAAAGUGAAAACAGUAACUGGUUUCCCCACAUUGACAGUAUUCAUGUGUUGAUGAAGUAUUUUGAGAAAGAGAGAGAUGUAGAGAGUGCUGAGAAGCUAAUGGAGAUUUUAAAGAGACUGAAAUGUGUUGAUGAUAAGGUGUAUGGUUUGUUGCUGCAGACUUAUAUAGCUGCUGAUAAAAUGGAUCCGGAUAUGCUCCACAGGAUUCAAGAAGAUGGCAUUUUGGUAACCACAGAGCUCCAGCACAUGCUUAAAAAAGUUUGCCCCCAGUAGCAACAGCAAGCAUUUUUAUAGCGAGUGACAUUAUUUUCAUCCUUAUUAGGGGGAAUUUUGGGUGUUUGCUUGUAUUUAUUUUUGUAUCAUAUGACUUGAAAAGAAAAGAAGGCAAAAGAAAAUGGACUUUUUUUUUUUA
Molecule: messenger RNA, 1877 nt
Organism: Lactuca sativa (garden lettuce)
Lineage: Eukaryota; Viridiplantae; Streptophyta; Magnoliopsida; Asterales; Asteraceae
Product: pentatricopeptide repeat-containing protein At4g01990, mitochondrial
Cellular component (GO): mitochondrion
Molecular function (GO): protein binding
Source: RefSeq, a predicted model, not a curated record